Molecule: messenger RNA, 1782 nt
Organism: Neurospora tetraspora
Lineage: Eukaryota; Fungi; Ascomycota; Sordariomycetes; Sordariales; Sordariaceae
Exons: 3
Coding region: 1-1782 (593 amino acids)
Source: RefSeq, a predicted model, not a curated record
AUGCUCUACUUAAACAAACGCUCUCCUUCCGAGGAGUUGGCCUCUGUUCACAACCCAAACUCUCCCAGUGGUACCUCUACUUGGCACGAUCACAAGAUGACCGAGGUAGUCGCAUACCCUCAACCACAACACCUCUACCACUUCGGUGGCUCAUCACAUCGUUUGCUUGCCCCUGCCCCUGAGCAAAAGUCCCCUUACUUCUCUCCGGAUCUAUAUCGCGAGAUGCCUGUCUACCCCGUGGGCUACCAGACCAGCUCUCAUCUGCCCAGGUCUCCCCCAGAGGCUCGCUCGGCUUCGGUCUCGAGUAUAUCCUCUCCGGCCUCCCACGGCACACCUAACAUGUCUUCCUCCCGCACCAUGUCACCAGUCACGGACUCCAACUCUGACUCCAUGGCAAGCCCCCCGGUCUUGACCAGGACAUAUAACCCGCCGUCGUCCUACCACCACACACACCACACCUCUCAGGCGCUACCUUCGUCGUUAAUCCCCGCCCCAUCGCAUUACUUGCAUGCUCAGGUCGCCCCUCCGCCACCAAUGUCUCUCUAUCCUUCGAUGCCGGCCCCGUCACAACGAGCAACGACGUACCCACCAUCAUCCUCAUAUGGUUACCACCAACACAUGGGCCACCCUUACCCAUCUCAGCAGCCAAUGCACAACUACCAGUUACCGAUGCACAACUAUCAACCAGUGUACACCUACACCAGCGCCCAGGCCUAUCCCAGCCAUUCAGCAGGCACAAUAUUACCCUCCAUGCCGUUCACUCCCACGCCAGGGUCCUCGGUCAUGUCCCUCCCGCAUACGCAACGUCAGGGGAAGGCUCCCAUUGAGCGCUUGCUGAAGGAUAGAAACGACAUCGUGAUGAUGAUCCAGUCACACCUGGACUAUUUCGACGUUCUCAAGGCUCAGAUGGCGAGCAGGUUCUUCAGGGACCACUUUGACCCCUCCAAGUGCCCCGAAGAAGACAAGAUCCGGUGCGUCAUGUUCGCCGAGAUCAACUUCAAGCGGUUCUGGCCCAACAACACCUCUUCCGGUGGCCGGGGCGGCGACAAGGAUGACGGCAAGCACCCCGGCUCCUUUGGGUGCUACCACUGCUUCAAGGUCAAGAACCCGGAAAACUUUGAGCUGUUCAGGUGGAAGAACGAUUUGGAGGAUGCCCCUGAUAGCAACAACAGCAACAACAACAAUAACUCCAACAACAAGGAGCAAAAGAGCCAAAGAGGCUCCAUCUCCUCCUCCUCCGCCUCCUCAAAACAACAACACCAAGCACCAACAAUAAACAUCACCCAAGCCUCCGCCCAACAAACCCCACCUCUAUCCCCCUCCACAUCCUCCCACACCUCCACCUCCUCAUUUUCUCUCACCUCAAACCCCCACCACGACCCCUCAGUAACGCGCUCCUCCCUCGCCGCCGCCGCCGCCGCCUCCACCAAAAACACUGGCGCCCGCCGCGGCGGUUCCGGCGGCCAUUCCUCCUCCGGCACUUAUUCUUCCUCGGACCAAUCCCCCCGCAUCCACGAAACCUGGGGCAUUAGGAGGUUCUGCAUCGACUGCGGCAUCGCCAAGAAGUUUUAUAGACCGGGCGUGCUGAUCGAGCUCCACAAGGAGAAGAACGCGGUGUGGGUGUGCGAUUGCUGGGUCACGCAUAAGCGGCCGCAGGAGCUGGAUUGUAAGGUAAUCGACUUGUCAAACUUCAGUGAAAAGACUCACUCGAGUCGCCAGGAUUUACUUCCAGUGAGAGGUGCUAUGGCACUGAAGAGCGGUGUCUCCGGCUCUGUGGCUUGA